Manduca sexta (tobacco hornworm) is the source of this 2226-nucleotide messenger RNA. RefSeq names its product 1-phosphatidylinositol 4,5-bisphosphate phosphodiesterase epsilon-1-like. The transcript is spliced from 16 exons. The annotation marks the transcript as partial. Gene Ontology annotation, biological process: phosphatidylinositol-mediated signaling; lipid metabolic process. Gene Ontology annotation, molecular function: phosphatidylinositol-4,5-bisphosphate phospholipase C activity. Lineage: Eukaryota; Metazoa; Arthropoda; Insecta; Lepidoptera; Sphingidae. The record is from RefSeq and is a predicted model, not a curated record.
UCUAAGGUCUUACUGACUGGAUGCCGUUGUGUUGAGUUGGACUGCUGGGACGGAGACGAUGGGAGCCCUGUCAUCUACCACGGCCAUACGUUCACCACCAAAAUACCAUUCAGAAGAGUUGUGGAGACGAUCGCCAGAAGUGCGUUCGUGGCGUCUCCAUACCCUCUGAUACUGAGCAUCGAGAAUCAUUGUAGUCUACCGCAGCAACAAGUCAUGGCCAGCACUUUUGAGGCAGUUUUCGGAGACAAACUGGUCACUUCGUUUCUAUUCGAAGUGGAUUACACCGACGAGCCACGACUACCGAGUCCCGAGCAAUUGAAAUACAAGGUGUUGAUAAAGAACAAGAAGUUAUUGCCAGUGGAAUCAAGUCCAACUAUUGGCCUGACCGGGGCGAGUUCAGCUCAAGGUUACAGCGGAGUUCUAGCAACUGCGUUCAGGUCCAACGGAAUUCGGCACACCAGCUCCUCUCUCCCGGAGCAGAGCAACAGAACCAACUCUAUGAUGUCGCAGCAGUCAGCCGGAAGUUCUGUCACCGAGUAUUUCUCUGACGAGGAUUAUGAUGAGGACGACGAUGAGCUUGACGAAAAAGAGCUUCACAAAAUCCUAAGUUCGAUGGAAGAUAAAUGCGGCAGAACGUCUCUGUCGCUGUAUCAAAGCUACCGACGAAGCGAAGGAGAUUCAGAGAGUACCAGCGUGAAACAUUCUAACAGGAAGCGAAGCAAUCAAAUCGCAAGAGAACUCAGUGACAUGGUCACUUACGUUCAGGCUAUCAAAUUUCGAGGUCUCAACCCACUGUCUCCAAGGAACUCAGUAAAACAGCCAAGUAGCGCCAAAGAGAGUGCUCCGUGUAGCAGUUUCGAGUCUUCUGAGAGCAGCGACAGUACUAGCACGCAAAUAGCUCAGUCGCAGUCCCAGUCCCGCGCCCGAUGCCUGAACGCGCCGGCCGUGCACCACCCCUGCUACCGCUGCUCCUCCGUCAACGAGGCCAUUGGCAAGAAGAUCUGCAGGAAGCACCCCCUCGCACUCAUCGCCCACACAGAAACACAACUAGUCAGGACUUAUCCCGCGGGCCUAAGGAUUGACUCAUCGAACUUCGAUCCUGUAACGUUCUGGUCGUGCGGAGUGCAGCUGGUCGCCUUGAACUACCAAACAGAAGAUGCUGCUAUGGCCGUCAAUGCUGCGAUGUUUGAGAGCAAUGGAUGCGUGGGAUUUGUCAGGAAACCGGCUGUGAUGUGGGACCCCAGCCACAUAGCUUACAGGAGAUUCAAUCCAAUGGACAAAGAAUUCGACGGUAUACAUGCAUCUCAUCUAACUUUGGCCGUCAUAUCGGGACAGUACGUCGCCGAAAAUGUGUAUUCCUUCUACAACGCCUUUGCUGAGGUGGAAAUUCUUGGAGUGCCAGCAGACUGCAAGAAGAUACGGACCAAAGUCGCUAGAAGGAACGCUUUGAAUCCUGUCUGGAAUGAAACAUUUAAUUUUAAGAUCAACUUUCCAGAGCUAGCGUUCGUCAGAUUUGAGAUAUACGAUGCGGAUACCAACUAUAUGUUGUCACAGAGAGUUAUACCCCUGCAAAGCCUCAGACCUGGGUACAGGCACGUAAGACUACGGUCGCCAACUAACCAACCUCUCAACAUGGCCUCCCUGCUCAUCUUCUCGCGCUGUGCUGAAGAGUUGGCCGGAGAGAGUUGCAGAGGAGACCUGGAGCCGAGUUCUCCCCACGAAAGACGGAAAAUCCAUUUCCUGGUGGUCUAUGCAGUAUCAAGACAUGAGCCCUACUCGAUUUUAAAGGUCACCCAGGACACCACAGCUAAUGAGGCUAUAGCCCAGUGUCUAACCAAGGCGGGGGUGCCGGUCUUCGCGUGGCAGCUAUGUACUAGUGGAGGAAUCUCCGUCCAGGACUCCAACACAGUCAGCAUCAACAGAACGUCCCGCGAUAGAAGCGUGCCGUCAGACGAAGAGUCGAGCGCGCAUGAUGAAGAGAGAGCUCCGCCCGACGCGUACCUCGUCUGCGUACAUAACGUGUCGCAUGAAAUACCUUACGCUAUAUUGAAGGUUCCUUUAAACGCGACAGCAUCAUUUGUGGUCCACCAAGCAUUGACAAAGGCACGAUGUCAAGAUGACCCUAAGAGAUUUGUGUUAGUAGAAGAGCUGGAGUGGGGCGGCAGGGCCGGCGCUGGGCCGCAACAGAGAGCCCUCGCUGAUGACGAAGUGGUCUACACAGCUCAA